Molecule: messenger RNA, 270 nt
Organism: Gavialis gangeticus (Gharial)
Lineage: Eukaryota; Metazoa; Chordata; Crocodylia; Gavialidae
Product: phosphatidylinositol N-acetylglucosaminyltransferase subunit Y-like
Source: RefSeq, a predicted model, not a curated record
ACAUGAGGAGUAAUCAUGUUUCUGUCACUGCCUAUGCUGACAGUUUUGUCCUUGGCUGGCCUGUUUUAUUCGGCCACCAUGGAUGAAAACUUCCCACAGGGCUGCACCAGCACAAGCAGCUUAUGUUUCUACAGUCUGCUGCUUCCUGUUACGAUCCCCGUGUACGUGUUCUUCCACCUGUGGACCUGGAUGGGCAUUAAACUUUUUAGACAAAACUAAGGCAGGCAGACAGCCCGAGGGCACUGCCCGGUGGUCUCAUUGAUCACAGGG